CUCAUCGCCAGUGAUUACAAUACAAUGAUCAUUCAAUUGAUAGCAGUUGCUUUCAAAGUUUCAACGUAUCGCACGAAUAGGUAGAUAUUGUUUUGAUAUGAAAUCGAUAAGAUUAACGAAGCAAUAAACGAAGUCAAAAGUGUGGUUAUAUAGAGGUAGGUAGUUUUAAUUGCAAAGUGUCCAUUGUGACUGUUUCAUUUCUACGUACAUUCAUGUUUUUUGUUACCUUGUGCCAGUGAAUAUUUUCGUUGUUCAAGUAUUCUUCAUUCAUGCUACUUAAGUAAACAAUGACGAUGGAUAAGCAACUGGUUUGGGUGAGGGACCCCAACGAGGGGUUUAUCCUCGCCCGACUGCACGAGCUGAUGGGAGAAGAAGCAGACGUCUUCCCCAUCGAUAACAAGUUCCCCAAGCGAGUCUGCAACUUUGAAGACAUAUUCCCCGCCGGUGAUCCUGCGAAGAGUGUUGAUGAUAACUGCGAGCUGAUGUUCCUAAACGAAGCUACACUACUGAACAACAUCUUAAUACGAUACAAGAAGAAAAAGAUCUACACAUAUGUAGCCAACAUCCUAUUGGCUGUGAACCCUUACGAAGACAUUCCAGACAUGUACUCCUCCACCACCAUCAAGAAAUACCAUGGAAAGUCCUUGGGAGAACUGCCACCUCAUGUCUUUGCUAUCGCUGAUAAAGCCUUCCGUGACAUGAAAUCCCUGAAAAUGUCUCAGUCCAUCAUCGUCUCUGGCGAGUCUGGUGCUGGUAAAACGGAGUCCACGAAGUACAUACUCAAAUACCUGUGUGAGCUGUGGGCGAAGGCCGCUGGACCAGUGGAACAAAAGAUUUUGGAUGCCAACCCGAUCCUAGAAGCGUUCGGUAACGCUAAAACAACACGUAACAACAACAGUUCCCGUUUCGGCAAGUUCAUGGAGGUGCAUUUCAACAACAAAUACCAAGUCGUGGGCGGCCACAUCUCCCACUACCUUCUAGAAAAGUCUAGAAUAUGCACACAGAGUGCAGAAGAAAGAAACUACCACGUAUUCUAUCUUCUAUGCGCCGGCGCACCUCAAGAACUCCGCACUCAAUUGAAAAUCACCAAACCUGACGAUUAUUUGUACUUGAAGAAUGGAUGCACACAAUACUUUACGUCACCGAAUUCUGAAAAGAAGAUUACCGCUGACCGCAAGAGUAAACAGCAACAAGCUAAGGGCGGUUUGAGGGACCCCAUACUUGAUGAUGUCGAGGACUUCCAGAGGCUGCAUCAGGCACUAGCCCGAGUGGGUCUAUCAGAAGAAGAGCGUCUAGCAGUAUACGGAGUCGUCAGCGGAGUGCUACACCUCGGUAACGUGCAGUUUGAGGAGGACAGUGGAGCCCGCGGCGGAUGCAAGGUCGCGGCCGAGUCGGAACCAGCCCUACAUACUUGUGCUUCUUUACUGGGAGUGGACCCUGGAGACCUACGGAUGGCACUCGUCGCUAGGCUCAUGCAGAGCAGCCGCGGUGGAGCUAAAGGCACUGCUAUCAUGGUCCCUCUAAAGACGUACGAGGCGAACAACGCCCGCGACGCGCUGGCCAAGGCGGUGUACAGCCGCCUGUUCGACUACAUCGUGCACCGCAUCAACGCCAGCAUCCCCUUCCAGGCCUCCGCGUACUACAUCGGGGUGCUCGACAUUGCUGGCUUCGAAUACUUCCAAAUGAACAGCUUCGAGCAGUUCUGCAUCAACUACUGCAAUGAGAAGCUGCAGCAGUUCUUCAACGAGCGCAUCCUGAAGAAUGAACAGGAACUGUACAAGCGCGAGGGACUCAAUGUUCCUGAGAUCAGAUUCGUUGACAACCAGGAUUGUAUUGAUCUAAUUGAAAGUAAGAACCACGGUAUCUUCCACCUGUUGGAUGAAGAGUCGAAGCUCCCCAAACCUGAAUUCAGUCAUUUCACACAUUCCGUGCACAAACAACUUGGUGCUAAUAAUAACAGAUUGCAACUUCCUCGUUCAUCUCGUCUGAAGGCUCACCGCACCCUGCGUGAUGAUGAAGGAUUCUUAUUACGUCACUUCGCCGGUGCCGUCUGUUAUAAUACCAACCAAUUCAUAGAGAAGAACAACGACGCUCUCCACGCGUCCCUCGAGUUCCUGGUCCAGGAGUCCAACAGCAAACUGGUGCAGCAUCUCUUCCAGAACACUGACAACAACAAUGCCAAAGGAAAACUCAACUUUAUCUCCGUCGGCGCUAAGUUCCAAUCUCAACUGUCGCAGUUGAUGGAUAAGUUGAAGGAAAAUGGCACGAACUUCGUGCGCUGCAUCAAGCCGAACUCGCGCAUGGUGUGUGGGUCGUUGGAGGGCGGGCUGGUGCUGGGCCAGCUGCAGUGCGCCGGCACCACGGCCGUGCUCGAGCUCAUGGAGCACGGCUACCCCAGCCGCGCGCCAUUCCACGACCUGCAUAACAUGUACGCCUCGUAUCUACCCGCCAAGCUGCAGAAGUUGUCCCCUAAGGUCUUCUGCGAGGCCAUAGUCCACAGCCUGGGUCUAUCAGACAAAGACUACAAGUUCGGUGUGACGCGAGUGUUCUUCCGUCCGGGCAAGUACUCGGAGUUCGACACCAUGAUGAAGUCCGACCCGGAGAACUUGAAGUCCAUUGUGGAUGCUGUACUAUCCUGGCUGGUCAAGUCCAGGUGGAGGAAGUCCAUAUUUGCUGUGCUGUCCAUUAUUAAGUUGAAGAACAAGAUCGUAUACCGAAGAGAAUGCCUGAUCCUUCUACAGAAGACUAUCCGCGGCCACUUGGUGCGUCGCAAGCACAGGCCGAGGUACCAAGGACUGGCCAAGAUCAACGCUUUGCAUCACAACCUUAAAGAUAUGGAGACAGUCACCGCACAGCUCAAGAAGGAGAAGGAUAGCGCACAGAGAAACAUCGAGAACUUGAGGAAUUCUAUUAGGAAUGCUUGUGCUGCUAUUAAGUCCAAUGAGAAUAUAUCUCGCGCUGAAAUCGACAAGCUGUACUCUACAUUGACCAAAGACGUUGAGACACAGAUGGCCUCCCUACAAAAGGCUAUGGUUGACCAGAAGAAUAGGGAAGAACAAGAGAGGUUGCGUAAGAUGGAAGCGGAGAUGCGCGCCGCUGAAGAGGCUAAGAAACGUGAACAGGAGAGAAUUAAACAAGAGGAGGAACACAGGAGACUUAAAGCGGAGAUGGAGGCGCGUCGUAAGGCGGAGGAGGCGGAGAGACUCCGACUCGAGGAGCAGGACCGACUCGCUGCACUCAAACUGCAGAAACAAAUGGAAGAGGCUGCCAAGGCCGACCAGGAGAAUAGGGAGAGGUUAGAACAAGAGAGACGAGACCACGAAAUGGCAGUGCGACUGGCUAAAGAGACCAACGGACACGUGGAAGGUUCCCCACCUCAAUUGCGCAGUUUCCCUACCAUGGAGUCAAUCAAUGGAGAGAAUAAAUUGAACAGGUCGGAACGCGUACGAAUGCAGCAAGCUAUGCAGGGCAAGCAAAAGUAUGAUUUGUCUAAAUGGAAGUAUUCGGAGCUACGUGAUACUAUUAACACUUCAUGUGAUAUUGAACUUUUGGAGGCUUGCCGCCACGAGUUCCACCGCCGCCUGAAGGUUUACCACGCAUGGAAGGCAAAGAACGCCCGCAAGACUACCAUGGCCGACCAGGAGAGGGCGCCACAAUCGAUUAUGGAUGCCGCAAAGACCCCUCGAGUGCCCCAGAAGGGUGAGAUCCUGGGCGCCCGGCACCGCUACUUCCGCAUCCCGUUCGUGCGCGCGGGCGGCGCGGGCGGCGCGGGCGGCACCGCCCCGGCCGACACCGAGCGCCGCGGCUGGUGGUACGCGCACUUCGACGGACAGUACGUCGCGCGACAGAUGGAACUACAUCCUGAUAAGACGCCUGUCUUGCUACAAGCUGGAGUGGACGACAUGCAGAUGUGCGAGUUGAGCCUGGAGGAGACGGGGCUGACCCGCAAGCGCGGCGCCGAGAUCCUGGAGCACGAGUUCGAGCGCGAGUGGGCGCGCCACGGCGGCGCCCCAUACACGCCGCACGACCAGCGCAAGCGUUAGAUAUCACAUUCCACCAAGGGCCUAGUGAAAUUUAGAAACGACGUCGCAAAAUCGAAAAAUAUUCCACAGAACUAGGAAUUUGAAAUUUAUUAUAACACACAUAAGAUAGAUUAUUGAAUAGAGGAAUUACUUAGUUCUUUCAACGUGCCUUUGCAGGUUCCUAGACUUAUGAUAGUGCAAUAUAAUUGAAGGUCUUUAAGGUUAUAUUAAUAUGGUUCCGUAGUUUCAGCAAAGUUGGAUACACAACAAAUGUUUAUAUACAAAUCUUUCAAAUGGAUUCACUAUUUAUUGUGAUAAAAUAUGUUCAAAAGUGUGAUAAAUAUCAAUUGUAUCGCCGUGCCUUAAAUUAUUAUACUAAAAUAGUUUUAAUCUAACUUUGCUGUAUUCUUAUUUUAUUGUAAAACUAUGCAGUUUAUGAGAAUUUGGCAGCUUGUAUGGUUUUAUUGAAUUUGUCAACGGUUUGUCAAUAAUAUCAUGAGUGUGUGUCAACUAUCAGUUAAAAAGUAGAAAUUAAUAUAUUUUAAUAGCUGUGCUAAUUUAAGUCACGAAGAUUUUAUCUUGUUUUAGCGAAAUUUUAACUUGUCAUUCCAAAAAUCGAUUCCUGUAGCAUCGACACUAUCCGUUACUAUUUCAUUUAUGUAUUUGUAGGAUACAAGGAAAUUAGAAAUCGUGAAUUAUGUGAAUAAGACAAAGUGACAUAAUAUAUUUUUGAUUUAAUAUAAACGAAAAUAAUUUCUCUAAUUAUUCCGUAGCGUAUAAUGUGAUUGUUAAUUCAGUAAACUUAUUUUAAUGGGAUUCACAUCGAAAUCAGUUAACAAACUAAAGUAUUUAAAUUAAAAAUGAAAUAAUAAAAUAUUUAUUUAUACUUAUUCCUUGUAAGCUGUGAUUCGUAAUUCAGUGGUAAAAAUGUAUUAGGUCAGUAUUUUAAAAUGGAGAAAGUAUAUUUAUUUGAACAUUCCUGUCCUAAGACUGGUGAAUGGUAGCUUUUGUAUUAUUUUAUUAGCAUUAUAAUAAUUUUAUUAACAUAAGUGUUUGAACAGUAUUUAAGCAAACAUUCCUGUAUUUUUUUACUUCGGUCGCAGUAAAUGUUCAGGUUAUUUUUAUGUACAAGUUUUUUAAAGUACAAGUAUUUAGAGCAGAUCGUGCAAGUGCCUUAGUGUGUUAUUCUGUUAAUACAUGACCACUCCAUUAUUGUAUAUGCUUUACCAAAUAAAAACAUGAUGAGAGUAA
Messenger RNA from Spodoptera frugiperda (fall armyworm), 5273 nucleotides. It is a transcript of the gene jar, whose product is annotated as myosin heavy chain 95F. Gene Ontology annotation, biological process: endocytosis; actin filament organization; vesicle transport along actin filament. Lineage: Eukaryota; Metazoa; Arthropoda; Insecta; Lepidoptera; Noctuidae. The coding region runs from base 288 to 4043 and encodes 1251 amino acids. The transcript is spliced from 26 exons. Gene Ontology annotation, molecular function: microfilament motor activity; actin filament binding; ATP binding. The record is from RefSeq and is a predicted model, not a curated record. Gene Ontology annotation, cellular component: actin cytoskeleton; endocytic vesicle; myosin complex.